AUGUUGGUGGCCUUGCUGGUGACCCUUCUGCUGGCUCGCCUGGUGGCCUGGCUGCUCCGAUUGGCGCUGAAGGAGCUGCGACAUCCGCUACGUGGCGUGGUACCCAGUGUUUCGAGAGUUCCCCUAGUGGGAUCCGCCUGGCAGAUGCGCAGUUUCCAGCCUGACAAUCUCCACGAGAAGUUCGCCGAGUAUGUGCAGCGCUUUGGACGCAGCUUUAUGGGCUCUGUGCUGGGCCACGUGAUUGUGGUCACAGCGGAGCCCCGACACGUGGAUGCUCUGCUGCACAGUCAGCAGCAGCUGAGGAAGGGCACCAUGUACCGGGCCCUUACUGGUUGGCUGGGCAACGGACUGCUCCUGAGCCGCGGCGAGGAGUGGCACACAAUGCGCAAGAUCAUCACGCCCACGUUUCACUUCAGCAUCCUGGAGCAGUUCGUGGAGGUCUUUGACAGGCAGAGCAGCAGGUUGGUGCGGCGUUUGGAACCCCUGUCCGCUGGCGAGGAGGCCGUAAACAUCUAUCCCUACGUGGGUUUGGCUGCUCUGGACAUCAUUACCGAAACGGCCAUGGGGGUGGGUGUGGACGCCCAAGGAGAUGCGGAUUCCGAGGUGGUGAACGCUGUUAAGGAUCUGACGAACAUCCUGGCCACCAGGUUCAUGAGACCGCACCUCCUGUUUCCCCAGCUCUUUCGAUUGUGCUGGCCCAGUGCUUUCAAGAAACAACGAGCAGGCGUCCACUGCCUUCAUCAGUUUACCAAUAGAAUUAUAGAGCAGCGCCGUCUCCGACUGGCCAAGGAGACCCACCAGAACCAAGAUCAGAAGCCAGACAAGCGUCACGCACUGCUGGACACUCUGCUGCAUGCCUCCCUGGAUGGACAACCGCUGACCGACAACCAGAUCCGCGAUGAGGUAAACACCUUCAUCUUUGAGGGCCACGACACCACCACUUCGGCGGUGUCCUUCUGUCUGUAUCUGCUCUCGCGGCAUGAGGCAGUGCAGCAAAGGCUGUUCGAGGAGCUGAAGGAGCACUACGGUCGGGAUUUGAACAGGGCCGUGGUCUCCGCUGAUUUCGCUGCGCUGCCUUAUCUGAAUUGCGUGGUCAAGGAAUCGCUGCGAUUGUAUCCGCCGAUCCCGGCAGUGGCUCGCUGUCUGGAAAAGGAUUUGGCCUUAGAUGGUGGCCACAUUCCAGUGGGCACCAACGUGGUCAUACUCCUCUGGCAGCUUCUACGCGAUGAAUCACUCUUCGCCGAUCCCCUGCUCUUCCAGCCGGAGAGGCAUCUGGGGGAGGAGGCCUCCAGACUGGGACCCUACAGCUACAUACCCUUCUCGGCUGGUCCGAGGAACUGCAUCGGCCAGAAGUUCGCUCUGCUGGAGAUGAAAACCAUGGUGACCAAGCUGAUGCGGCACUACCAGUUGCUGCCUAUGGGUGCGGAUGUGGAGCCGUCCAUCAAAAUUGUGCUACGGUCGAGAAGCGGCGUUAAUUUUGGGCUGCGACCGCGGUUGUACUGAAAUUUUGUGAUUCUAGUAUUAAAUGAAACAUUUAAGUAUCA
Drosophila elegans is the source of this 1544-nucleotide messenger RNA. RefSeq names its product cytochrome P450 4ae1 (gene Cyp4ae1). NCBI's taxonomy places the organism in Eukaryota, Metazoa, Arthropoda, Insecta, Diptera, Drosophilidae. Bases 1 to 1503 code for a protein of 500 amino acids. The record is from RefSeq and is a predicted model, not a curated record. The transcript is spliced from 4 exons. Gene Ontology annotation, molecular function: iron ion binding; heme binding; monooxygenase activity.